Messenger RNA from Equus caballus (horse), 1376 nucleotides. RefSeq names its product keratin-associated protein 4-11. Lineage: Eukaryota; Metazoa; Chordata; Mammalia; Perissodactyla; Equidae. The record is from RefSeq and is a predicted model, not a curated record. Gene Ontology annotation, cellular component: keratin filament.
CCACCCUCCUGGAAACCCACCCAGAACCUCCACCCUCUGACAGCAUGGUCAGCUCCUGUUGCGGCUCCGUCUGCUCUGAGCACAGCUGUGGCCAAGGCCUCUGCCAGGAGACCUGCUGCCGCCCCCGCUGCUGCCAGACCACCUGCUGCAGGACCACCUGUUGUCGCCCCAGCUGCUGUGUGUCCAGCUGCUGCAGGCCCCAGUGCUGCCAGUCUGUGUGCUGCCGGCCCACCUGCUGCCGCCCCUCCUGCUGCAUCUCUAGCUGCUGCCGCCCCAGCUGCUGCCAGACCACCUGCUGCAGAACAACCUGCUGCCGCCCCAGCUGCUGCAUUUCCAGUUGCUGCCACCCCUCCUGCUGUAUCUCCAGCUGCUGCAGCCCCUCCUGCUGUGGUUCCAGCUGCUGUAGGCCCACAUGCUGCAUUUCUAGCUGCUGUCGCCCCAGCUGUUGCCCGACCAUCUGCUGCCGCCCCAUCUGCUCUAGUGGUUCUUGCUGCUUAAACAAAAACAAACAAAAUGCGUUGACAACUCCCCCUGUUCAGGCAGAAUAUAAGAGGCAGUGGCACAAGAAGACUUUCAAACUCAAGAACCUCACUCUCCUGGAAACCCACCCAGAACCUCCACCCUCUGACGCCAUGGUCAGCUCCUGUUGUGGCUCCGUCUGCUCUGACCAGGGCUGUGGCCAGGAGACCUGCUGCCGCCCCAGCUGCAGUGUGUCCAGCUGCUGCAGGCCCCAGUGCUGCCAGUCUGUGUGCUGCCAGCCCACCUGCUGCCACCCCAGCUGCUGCAUUUCUAGUUGUUGCCGCCCCUCCUGCUGUGGUUCCAGCUGCUGCAGGCCCACUUGCUGCAUCUCUAGCUGCUGUCGCCCCAGCUGCUCCAUCUCCAGCUGCUGCAGGCCCCAGUGCUGCCAGUCUGAGUGCUGCCAGCCCACCUGCUGCAUUCCUAGUUGCUGCCGCCCCUCCUGCUGUCUGCGCCCAGUCUGUGGCUGGGUCUCCUGCCACACCACUUGCUAUCGGCCCACCUGUGUCAUCUCCACCUGCCCCCGCCCUGUGUGCUGUGCCUCUUCCUGCUGCUGAAUCUCUGCCUGUAAUCUUUGUCACACUAUGGAUGUCCUCACAAGUCAUAUAAAAUCUGCUGGAGCCAGCCAGUGACUGGCGAAUGGACUCUUAGCUGCCAACUCUUCUGAUUUGACAUUCAGAGUUGGUAUUCAGUUCUAGGAAAUGACAGAUGAAAGCACAUUCAUCAAAUGAUUUUAACCCAGGCCCAAAUGCGUCUAUUUUCAGACAAGCACUGUGAUCAUCCUAAUUAUAUAGUGAUUGUGAUGAUCUCAUGUGACAUUAUUUCCAUAUGUUGUUAAUAAACAGCCAUUUCCCCUGAUA